Messenger RNA from Ostrea edulis (European flat oyster), 2177 nucleotides. RefSeq lists its product as uncharacterized. Bases 176 to 2020 code for a protein of 614 amino acids. The transcript has 2 exons. The record is from RefSeq and is a predicted model, not a curated record. Lineage: Eukaryota; Metazoa; Mollusca; Bivalvia; Ostreida; Ostreidae.
AUAGAGUCCACUCUUAUCUGAAGAUGGGUUGCCGCCAUUUGGAUGUUUUCAAAGUGUUAUUGAUCAUCCGUUCCUUAAACAACGGGGUAUGAUAAGAAUGUCGCGGAAUGUCACGAGAUACGGGUAAAUACACCGCAGGAAGUAAUUUACAUCAUUUCACCAACGAGUAGGAUAUAUGUUAUUCCUAGCUAUGCGAACCUUCGGUAGACGAAAUGUUAAACAUUUAUUCAAGAAAAUAUCAAUUGGAGUCCUUGUGACAUGGCUCGUAUCUUUAAUGUACCACCAUAUAGUGCCUGGCAGCUACACCACCAAACAAUGUCAAAUACAGAGACCGUUGGACGAGAAAUCUAUCAGAAAGCAUUUUUGGGUUCCCGCUAACGUUAGCUGCUACUCUUGGUCAGAAUUGGUUUUUCUUAAUUCAUCCGGGUUUCUUCAUUUCAACCAAUCAGCUGCACCUUGGUCACAAGAAAAUAUGCGUGCUCUCCGAUGCAAAUAUUCAACUAUCUAUCUAUUCGGUAUGAACGAAGCUCGUUUUUACGAGUUUCAGAUUUCGUCAUUCCCUUUGCAAAUAGACCGAGAUUUUAUUCAUGUGUCUUGUACAGUAAACAGAACGACUGUGUACGCGAAUUUCCUCUACAAUGUGAAUCCAAAAACAAACAGAAGACGUUUGAUACCUGAGUCAGAAAACCAACUGAAUAUAUAUAUUUUUGGAUUCGACUCCGUGUCACGUUAUCUGGCUGAGAGGAAAUUAAGACGGACUCUACAUGUCCUCGAAAAUAAAUUGAAUGCCUACAAAUUUGAGGGAUAUGCACGCGUGGGUGAUAAUACCUUUCCAAAUCUAUUAGCUGCCAUGGCAGGAAAGACCAUCACAGAGGCCAUAUUGUCUCGCACAGGAAAUUCAUUAUACUCGGAAGUGAUCAAACGUGGCUACAUCGACUGUCAUGUUGAAGAUUGGACCUCUUAUUAUCCACCUUUUGUAUUAUCGUAUCCAAAUUAUACUCACUAUCUGAGAACGUUGUUCCUGUCAAGAGAGAAUCCUAAUCUUAAAAUAGUAAAGACGAGCAAAGAACACGCAAAUCUUCGAAAGGUGGUUGAUCCAAAAUGCUUCGGAAAUCAAAAACAACACAAGAUUAUUUUAGAUUAUACUAGGAUGUGUAUUGAACGGUACAAAGGUUUGAGGAAAUUCGUCUUCUUUUGGCAAAAUGAAAUAAGUCAUCAUCAGCCGAAUUUUCUUUCUCUAGCGGACCAGGACACAGCUGACCUAAUAUCAUGGAUGAAUGACAACGGUCAUCUGACCAAUUCUGUUCUGAUACUUAUGAGUGACCAUGGUCCUCGUUAUGGCCCCAUUGCUAGACAUGAACUCGGUGUACUAACAAGAAAUCUUCCUUUACUUAGCAUUUAUAUUCCACGCGCUGUCAUACAGAAGUAUCCACAUAUACACGAGAAUUUUCUUACAAACAGAAUGCGUCUCUCUACUCCUUUUGAUCUUCAUGAAACUCUCAAAGACGUUUUAUUUCAAACCUUAAACAAAAAAUCAACAUUACCUUCUUUUUCAUCACCAAGGGGAAUAAGUCUUUUUCAAGAAAUACCAAAAUACAGAACUUGUUACGAUGCGUCAGUGCCAGAAAACUACUGUCCGUGCUAUAAUUCAGAACCGUUAGAUAUCCAUAAUUCUAUGGUAAGGAGUGCAGCUAGUUUUGCAGUACUUCAUAUAAAUAUACAACUGAUGAAGUCCAAUUUCUCGUGUAACAAUUUACAGCUAAUGUCAGUCCACUCGGCAAAGCUUCAAAAAAUUCCCCAGAAACCGAACUCCGCAAAAGUAAUGCAGACGUCUGUCAUUUUUGAAACUAUACCGGGACAUGCAAUAUUCCAAGCAACAAUCCGAAGGUAUUCACAAAGUAUUCACAGCAUGGAGAUCAUAGGAGACAUAGAAAGAGUAAACAGUUAUGGCAAUCAGUCUAGUUGUGUUCCUAACGAACCAAUCAAUGCACAGUACCGUUUAUAUUGCUUUUGUGUCUAAUAACAAACGAAUUCACCGACUAUUAUUCAUUUGUAUUUCUAUUCAGUUGCAUCAUUGCAUGUACUGCUUUUAUGUGAUAGAUAACUCCCGAAAUGAAUACAGUUAUCACAUUGAUUGCAUUUUACAUUGAAUUGGAUAAAUCGAAAGAUUAUCAUUC